AUGGGGAAGAUCACGGAUAAGAUCAAGGAGAAGCUCCGCCACAAGGAGGAGGAGGGAGGAGCCCUUGUGGAGAAGAUCAAGGAGAAGAUCCACCAUUUGGGUCACGGCGAAGAGGAGGGAGGAGGCCUGAGGGAGAAGAUCAAGGAGAAACUCCACAACCUGGGCCACGGGGAGGAGGAGAAGAAGAAAAAGAUGAAGAAGAAGAAGGACAAGAAGGAAAAGAAGGAGGGCGAGGAGGAAGGUGAGGGGGGAGGCGAGGGGGAAGGCGAGGAGGACGAAGAGGAGGAGGAAGAGGAGGAGGAGGGAGGGGAGGAGGGAGGGGAGGAGGGAGGGGAGGAGGGAGGGGGACGCUUCGGAUUUCUCCUCGACUUGCUCGAAUCUGUCAUCGCCGAGUAG
Messenger RNA from Spirodela intermedia, 396 nucleotides. Lineage: Eukaryota; Viridiplantae; Streptophyta; Magnoliopsida; Alismatales; Araceae. The record is from the annotation of a GenBank genome assembly.